Lytechinus pictus (painted urchin) is the source of this 7234-nucleotide messenger RNA. RefSeq lists its product as uncharacterized. The transcript has 5 exons. Lineage: Eukaryota; Metazoa; Echinodermata; Echinoidea; Temnopleuroida; Toxopneustidae. The record is from RefSeq and is a predicted model, not a curated record. Bases 338 to 3031 code for a protein of 897 amino acids.
AUAUGUAAGUUCACAUUUGUAUGAUGCGGAGAUAUGAAUUUAUGCACGAACUAAAUCGUGCGCUAGCGCUAGCUAGCUAGAGCUAGCUAGAUAGGAAAUUUCGAGUGGCUCAUAGUUGGGGCGAAUUGCCGACGCCAUAGAACAACAUGCAGUUCAACUGUUCAUCAAAGAUUUGAAGGAUCUAUGUUCAACCUCGUUUAGAUUGUUUCCAGUUCUAUUGCCUAUUGGAGUAUUGAGCUCUCAGCUCAGAUACACACUUUAUUUUAAGAAAUGCAUAUUGGACCGAGUUGUGUGACUCCAUGAUCAACCUUCUCUGGUGCUGAAUGUCCUACUGUUCAUGGAAAAACCACCUGAUUGGUACCAUCAAGUCAAUAUGGUACGCUUGAGGCGUCAGUGCUGCACUCUGUCAUUUCUCUUCAAGGGCUGUGUCUUUCUGCUUGCUGUCUCGAGUGUGCUUCUUCUCCUGCAAAGUAUCUGGAGCAGUGGCAGUGUAUUAGAAAGAACAGGAGGAGCCAAGUCUGGACGGUUGACCAGUAAUAAUAUUAACAGUGGUGCAUUCAUCGAUCGUGCAUAUUUACCAGAAGAGAAUUAUAUGAGCCACACUUCAGAUUGUGAAGUACCAAGAUUCAAUAGCAACUCAACUGUGCCACAAGAUGUGGUGUGCAAGAGAAUCUCACCUCGACCUGGGUCAUGUCAGCUUGCACAUGAACUGUACACAUCUCAGAAGGCAGCAACUUGCAGCCACCAGGAAAAAUACCAGCUGUGCCAAAUAAAGGGAGAGGGCAAAGAGAUGGCUGUUGAAUGCGACCAAGAAAUUUGUCCUGGACCGGUAUCCUUGGGGACUAUUAACCCAGCCAUCGGUGUGCUACACUGGGAGGAACUCGGUGACAUGAAAGAAUUGCAGACCCAUCUCCAACACUUACUCCUAACAGGCAAACCAGAAGCAGUCUUUGGCUUUUGCUUCAUCAAGUGUCCAUUAGAGUUAGAGGAUGCUCAGGAGGGUGGACAAGGUCGGGAGGAUGGUCAGGCAGAUGGACAAGAUGAUGAAGGUGAGGAGGAAGAGCUGGAGGAGGGCUUGGAGAACAGUUUUCAGGCAUUUGAGAAGGACUACUUUCAGGAGGACAUUGAAGAAGAACCAUGGGCACAACAGCUGCUCUUGCUUCCACCUAAGCUACAGAACAGUGACAGCAAAUCACGUAAUGAUAGUCCAGAGUUGAAUAUCAAUAUUAUUCUGCUGGAUUCAGUUUCACACAGCCACUUCUAUCGCUCUCUUCCAAGAACAGUUCAUACUUUACGAGAAAUAAGUAAGUUAAAAGCAGGCAAUGUUUUCAACUACAAUUUGGUGCAGUCUUUGAAGGGUCGGACUUAUGAAAACAUCCAAAUGCUCUUCUCUGGGUUUAUGUACAACCCAGAGAAGCCUUUCGGAACUCUUGACAUGCCCCCUGACCCGAUAGGUACCAAGGUACUUUUAGAGGGGUUUAAGCAUAUGGGAUAUGAAACCUUGUGGAUGGAAGACCUUUGUUGGACCUGGGAGUGGGGAAUUGCCAAAAACUUUGUUGUGCAUUCACCAAAGGAGAUGCUGAGCUUCCGCUGGAAGAAACUUCAAGAUGCUAUGAAGGAGGGUGGAGUGGACCAGCUGGGUUUAGCUUUAGCAAACUGUGAGAUCUUGCACAGAAACAACCACAAUGAUCCUUUCCAUGGACCACCUGCCAUCUGUUACAAUGGAGAAUACCAGCAUGCUUACAUGCUACAGUACCUUAAAAGUCUUCAGAAAGCUCAGCAAUCUACCAGGACUCCAUUCUUCCAUUAUACAGAAUCUAAUGUUGGUCAUGAUGAUCUUGGUGUAAGAGUCCAAGGUUUAGAUAAGGCCCUUGCUGAAUAUCUCAUAUUUGCAGCAUCGUUGGACAACACCAUGACAAUUCUUCUUGCCGAUCAUGGAAACUCUUAUGGGUCAUUUAUCCAAAAAUCAGAGGAAGGACGUAUUGAGAUGUUCCAUCCAUCAAUGUUUAUUUUGCUCUCCAAGAAUGCAGGACGGCUUCUCACCCCGUCCCAGAUCAAUGCGCUUCGAGUUAAUCAAGACCGGCUCACCAGCAUCUUAGACAUACACUACAUGCUCAGGUCGCUGGCGUACCCAGGUCUCAAUGCUAGGGUUGCGGAGUCUCAUCAACACUUUGACGUCAACCCUGAUGGACUUCUGCAGGAGGUGUCUAAGAAUAGGACUUGCGAUCACAUCCCACGUAUUCAACCAAACAUUUGCAUCUGUGAGGAUUAUGAUUCCAGGGUCUCUAAUGACACCAGCAGAGUGAUCUUUGCAGAAUUUGCACUCGGAGAGCUCAACAAUGCUAUCCAGAACCAGUUUGUAGAGGCACACCCAGAAGCCAGGACAGGAUUUGGACGAUGUCAACCUCUCCAUGCUCUCAGAUUUUCCAAUGUGCGAGAGAACUAUCACGGGGACAAUAAGAUUAUCAUCAAGCUGGAUCUGUACGUCAAAGCUGGGGAAAAUGCAUCUCAAACCGAGGAGAUCUUCUUUGUUACUCUCAUGGCUUCCAAUACCCAGCCGAGAGAACAGCUACGUCUCCUGAGCUAUGAACGUCUGACUGCCUACAGUCAGUAUGGUGCGUGUGCUGAUAAGGGUGUUGCUACCAAGCUCUGCGUUUGUUCACUUGCCAGAUUGGAUGCCGCUGCCAAGAGGGCCUUGGAAUACAGCUCUACCCCCAUGUGGCACAGCAUCUCAUCUUUCUUCAGGAAAUACGCCUCAACCAUAAAAGAGGUGACAUCGUGCCUCUAUCUCUACGAGAGACGCACGCCAAACGGUGUUUUGAUGGAGGCAUCCUGUGAGUGCAAAGAUAGACUGUACUUGGUGGAGAUAAAGUCAAAGUCCCAGAACAUCAUCAUGUCAAAAGAGUUACCAUUUAGCACUGUCUUGAAGCCAGGCAUGAGAACGUUUUUGAUCGCAUUUGUGCAGAGUAUUAGGAAGAGGGCGUGGUCAUUGGAAUACAGUGUGCAAUAUACUGAACAUCGGUUAGUGUGAUUAAGUACUUAAUAUUUAUAAAUAUGUAUAAAGUAUAUGUAUUAUCAGCUUUUUUCAAAGAUACAAUAUCUGGCUGAGAAUGUGAGAUAGUUUGGAUCAGGGCAUUUGUUGAACAUAACACAAAGCUUUUCAUUCAUCAUUGGACUGACAAUUAUGAUUGUUUGUUUAGAACUAUUGUUUCAUGCAAUCAACAAUGUUAUCAAUCACAAUGCUUUAGGACCCCCUUGUUCUGUAUGAUUUGAUGUUCUUGCAUCCAUGGAUUAUAAUGAGUACCAUUACAAAUAUUCAGGAUAUUUUUUAAAGCAAUCUGACUCUACAUCCAUGUUACCAUGUAGAUAAGAGAUUAAAAACUAAUUCAUUCACUCAUUAUCUUCCGAUAAUAGGCUUCGUGAAAAAUAAUUUUUCGCAAGAAAACUUUGGUUAGAAAUUUGGAAUGCCUGUCAAGUAAGGUACCUAACCAUAUAAUAUAAGCAUCUAAGACCCCUGUUACAUCUGAGAGAUUCCCUACCUCGGGCCGGCCCAGGGCCUACCUCGGGUCGGAAAGAAAUCAGAUGUAAACAUCCCAAACCUACCUCGGGCCACCUUUUAGCGAACCUACCCGAGACCACAUCCAGAGGUAGUCUCGGGUAGGUAUCGGGCUGGCCCCGGUCCACCGAUUCGUAGAUGUAAACGCACACAAGCUUUCGAACCUAUCUCGGUCCGUUCGCCAGCUGUCAAAUUACGUCAUAGCACGCGCUAUCCCCUCCCCAGCCCCGUCGUUCUUCGAAUGUUUUGCGGCAUGCGACAUGUGAAAUGUGAUUGAUAAAGUCUUUGAUUUGAGUGGAAAGAAGCAAGCAUUUUAAACGUAUCCUUUUCAAGUCGAUUAUAUCUUCAACGACUGCUGGGAUCAUCAGCAUUCUUCCAGAAUCUCGGGUAAAGGUAAAGAUAAAGAGUCGUUACGACUCUCUCUGGAAAUGAUCGGCACAUGUCCCACCCUGUUAUGUAACCAAAUGGCGAGCUAGCAGCCGACGAGUGUAACGAAAUGUAAACAACUUCAAUUAGCGCGCGCAAAUUAUUCAGAGCCUAGAUCGAGAGCGCCCUUUGGUGUCAGCAGUCGGAUACCUCUCGAAACCGCACCGAUAGGGGAGGGAAUGAACGCUGUGAUGUAAACAGACCACAUUUCGGACUCGGUCCGUUCGCGAAGCUAAUCCACCAAUAAUCCAGUCAAGGUUGCAAGUGGACUCGGUCGGGUCUCGGGUAGGAAACUUUCAGAUGUAACAGGGGUCUAACACUGAAUUAAAUUUUGCACCUGAGGCGAUGAGGUAUGAAGAAUUAUCAGUAUUGUAGUUAUAAUGUGAGCAUUGUCUUUACUAUUGUUUGUUGUAUGUUUUAAUUGAGGUAUAUAUUGCACAAAAUUUGUACACGCAGCUUGUGUUUUUUUAAGUACAUGAGUGGUGCUCUACAAGUUCACUUUUGUAUGGAGAUUGAAGUACCUACAUGUACCUGCAGAAAUCAAACAUUGUGUUGAUAUGCUGGUAUAGUGUGAUAUAUUCUUAUACAAGUAUCUACAUGUACAUAACUCAAUGGUUCUUAAGAGCAGUACUUAGUUGGCAUCGACUCCAUUGCAUGUAUCGUAGCCUUCUUAAUAAUUUUUUUCUUUGACUUAGAAGAAAAAAGAAACUUGGAUUGGUUUUUACUGGGCUAUAUAUCUUUGAUGGGGAGAAACCAACUCCAAAAACCAUCAAGGUCUAAUUGUGUUGAAAAUCGUUUUGUAAACAAUGUUUCAUUAUUUGAUCAUUUAGCUAUGUCUUUUUUUUUAAUAUGUACUUAAUACUAGUUGAUUAUUUCACAUUGAUAUGUGCAGUAUUCAUCAUUAAUGAGUUUUUAAGUAUCAGACUUUUUUCUAGAAAAUACUGAAAGGGGGGACCCAAUUAUGUUCAUGAAUAUAUGUUGUGUGUAUUUAUGAGGUUUUGAAAGUACAGAAAAUUAAUUUGUAUAAGCUCUUAGAAUUUUAAACUGUACUUAAUAUACAGGGGUGGUAUUCUGGAACACUGUCAUAAAUUUUGUAAUUUCUCUCCGAGAAGUGACACCGCUAUGAUUGUCCCAAAUCGGUAUUUGGAACAUUGUCUUUUCCCCGUCAUAUUUCUCUCAGUUCCCGCCCCAUCUUUUCGGAAGCAAACCAAUCAAAAUCAUUGUUAGAUCCCAGUGAGAGCCCUUCUAGCCAAUAGGAAGGUGCGGUGGCAGGUAGGGCAUAUCCCCAAUACAGUUGCUAGCCCGGGGGGGGGGGGGGGGGGGAAUACCGCCCCAGGGUUCCAAAGAAAGACUUAGACCUACUUAUUUUGAUUAAAGAAUUAUUCAAACUCAUUUAUAGGUAUUGUUUAAUAUCAAAAUAAAAUAAUUUUUCCUUUAGGACAUACAUGCUUAUAUUUACUCUAUAUUAAUUGAGGUAUCAGUACUGCAACACUUGAUAUUUUAUGUUAUUUGAUUGACGACAACAAUAUAAAUGCAUUCCAAGUGGAUGCUGUGAUUCUAAAGCAAUUGUAAAUACAUCUAUAGCACAAAUAAUUAUUUAUUUUUUACGUCAUCAUCUAUCAGCUGUACAGUACGUGUAUUUUACCAGAGAGGUGUGUGGUCCAAACAGUCGCCUUUCAUGGUAAACUGCUUGAAAAAUUUGUAGGUAGAUAGGGAGAAAUUUAAUACAGGUACAUGUAUUUUAUUCUUUAAUCCUGGACGCAUCAUAAAAACUGCUGAUUGUUGAUAAAGAUUAAAUAACAGACAGCAUUUAUUCAGUGUUUGUGAACAAUACAGUUAUCAAGAGCAGGUGUCAUAUUGGUUGUCAAAAUUUAAUGUGCAAUAUUGCUGCAAUCAAUCUAUUUUCAAUAUCACUGCAUUUAUUUCUCAUACAUUUAUUGAUGCAGGUAUUGAUUACACUCAUGUUUGUCAGAGAGUAGUUUAGUACAAAUUUUUUUUUUAGGCGAAAACUUAUUAUUGAAUAGCUGAAUGAUGUACCUGUAAUGAAAGCUCGUUACGUGAGUUUUCAGAAUUUAAUAUUCUGUUUCAUGUUCACAAGGGUCCUGGUGUGUAUAUCAUACAGUUAUGCACGCAUUUUACGCACAACCGGGCCCCGUUGCAUAAUAGUUACCAUAAUGGUAUCUUUACCAUCCAAUGGUAACUACCAUGGUAACGGUGAUCAAUAGCCAAUAAAAAUCACUUGGAUUCCAAUACCAUAAUGGUAACUUUUGUGCAAGUGGGCCCUGCCGCCCUGGAAUAUUUUCUAAAGUGGUAAGUCAGCUACACAGGGAUAUAUCAUACUGUACAAGAAAGGAUCACCAGUCAUGUGCGUAAAGUUGUUUGUAGUUUACAAAACUGCUUUAUGUAAGUCCCACUUACUAUAAGGCAGAAAGUAUAGCAGCAUCCUGUGAACACUUUUAUGAGCUGUAUCUUAAAUAUUAUGAAUCUUCCUUUCUACAACUCACAAAUUAUUUUCAUUGCCAAAAGAAAAAAAAAAAAAUUUGAUAAAGUUUUUUUGAUGAAAACAAAUGUUUUAGCAGUAACAGUGUAAUAACACUGGAGUGAAUGAUAGCUUGAUGAGGUUUCUAUGACCAUGACGUACUGAACAUCAUUGUCCCCUCCCCCCCCCCCAAAAAAAAAAAAAAAUAGCAAGUUGAUAAGUUCCAUGGCACAUUGUGUGUGCUGACAUGCAUCAACAAUUUAAUUGUUAAAAGUGCUUGCCUCUAGAAAGUAUGAUUUUCAUAUUUAAAAAAUUGAAAGCUCUCUUAAAAAAAAAAGCAGAAGGUUCUUAGAUAUUGACACAGAUUCGAAAUGUGACUUCAAAGAUUGCGCUCUUUCUGUCUUUGUAAUUUCCAUUAUGUAAAAUGUGUUCAGUAUGAAAAUGACUUGUUUAAUACUUAUAUUGAGAACAAUAUUGUUCCGUGAUACAUGGUCCUAGAAAUUGUAAUGAGAUAUAAUUUCAUUAAUUUAUUUCUCUGUUUCAAAUCAAAGUUACCCUAUCUAUUAUUUCUGCUCAUGAAAUACAUGGAAAGUGUGCUGUGAUUUUAUACACCCUAUGUAUUCAUUGGCAAGUGUUGCAACAAGCAAAAUGAAACAUAAAUAUCAUCUACUUAAAAUAAAUUUGUAGCAAUUACUUAUUUUUCUAACCAUCUUAGUGUAGAUCUAUGCAUACAUGUAGUUAUUCAUUGAAUAAAUUAUAUCUCUAACUUUGAA